Molecule: messenger RNA, 1044 nt
Organism: Symbiodinium sp. CCMP2456
Lineage: Eukaryota; Dinophyceae; Suessiales; Symbiodiniaceae
Source: the annotation of a GenBank genome assembly
AUGAGUGGAAGCAGACAGCGAUCGAGAACGCCCCCGUGCAGGCAGGCCUGCAUCAGCAUCGGGAGCGCCUGCUCCGGCUGGUCGUCGGAGCUGUUUGCUGCAAAGCGACUGGGCCUGCGCGUGACUCCGGCUUUUGGGUGCGACUGCGACCCACACUGCAUCCGCUUCAACCAGGAAGUGUGGUCGCACCAGCGCUUCUUCACAGACGUGUUCGAGCCGGCCUUCCUGCAGGACACCCACUCCGUCGACUGCUUUGUCACUGGCCCGCCAUGCCAGCCAUACUCUGUUGCAGGCCAGGCAGGCGGAGAGAACGACCACCGGUCGCAACCCAUGCUGCGAGUUCUGCAAUGGAUUGACAUGCACCGACCCAAAACGUUUCUCGUGGAAAACGUGGCGGGCCUCCUCUUGCGCCACGAGCAGCUGCUUGAGGAGGUAGUGGAAUUUCUUGUGGGCCUCCAGGACAGAGACGGCCAAGCGGAUUACAAAGUGGAGGUGGAGCUGCUUAAUGCUCGUGUGCAUGCCGGAGUGCCACAACAUCGAGAACGCAUCUUUAUCAUCGGCUGUCGACGCGACUGCCAACAAGCGGACAUGUCAUGGCCGCAGCCAAAGGACAUGGGGCCCAUCGACUCUUACUUGUUGACUGACGACCAGCUGGAUGUUCUCGGAGUUCCAUUCCCGAUGCUGCCGGACAGCCGGCAGCGCACUCUGAGAGCAGCACUGGAACGGAUCUGCUGUGCAGGCGGCGAUCCUGAAGUUGAGCGCUAUGUUGUCAACAUAGGCGGCACAAGCCCUCACUACAACAUGGAUUACGCACCAUGCUUGACUAGGGCGAGGGCCGCAGACCCGUGCGGCAUGUUCUUGUCCUGGAAGAUGAGGUGCAUGUGCGCCUAUGAGGCAGUGCAGCUCCAGGGGGUGAGGCUCGAAGAGGUUGUGGCUACGUCGCUGAGCCCACGGCAGCUAGGACAGCUCGCAGGGAAUGCCAUACAGGUAGACCUGCUAGCCUUAGUGCUGCGCUCGCUCUUGCGCAUGGCCGGACUGCUUUGA